AUGGCACCAACACCCUCUCUUGAAGAGUUCCAAGUCGGAUGGAUAUGUGCUUUACCCAUUGAAGCCGCCGCCGCGGAGGAGAUGCUUGAUGAGGAGUUCGACGCGAUCCAAGAGCAAGACAAGGCCGACACAAAUAUCUACACCUUGGCAGCAACCGUUGCCACGAAUAUGCUUCGGACUUUUUCCAAAUCUCUACGAAUUGGGCUAAUGGUGGGUAUCGGAGGAGGAAUACCAUCUCCCAAGUCUGAUAUUCGGCUCGGUGAUAUCGUGAUAAGCUACCCGAGUGGCACAUGUGGUAGAGUCAUCCAACACGAUAUGUUGAAAAUCGAGGGGGAAGGGAAAUUGCACCGUACUGGAUCAUUGAAUCGCCCACCACGCCUGUUAUUGGGUGCUGUCGACAAAAUCAAAACUCAAAUGCUAAGACAUGAUCCUCUAUAUCUCUCUUAUAUUGAGGAGGCCCUCCAAAAGAACAAAAGGGUACGGAUGAACUUCGGCCCAACCAAACAAGAGUCAGACCGGUUGUUUCAAGCCCACCAUGAGCACCCUUCUAAUGCACAAAGCUGCAACGAUUGCCCGACAGAGUGGGAGGUGCCCAGGAAUGUACGCGAAGAUGAUGAACCCCAACUGCACUACGGAAUCAUUGCAUCCGGAAAUGCUGUCGUAAAGCAUGCCGAGACCAGAGAUCGCCUUGGAGCAGACUCUGGCGCAUUGUGUUUUGAAAUGGAGUCGGCAGGUCUAAUGAACAAGGAGUGGCAGGGUUAUGCGGCAUUGGCAGCAGCAGCAUAUGCAAAGGAGCUUCUUGGCCAUGUGCCUACGGCACAGCUUUCACAAGAGAGAUUGGCAGGGAGCAUUUGUAAGCUUGUUGAGGAGAUCCAAGAAAUAAAAACCGACACCAAGAAAAUCGACCAGAAGAUUGACCUCGGUAGGUUAGAGAUUGCAAAAGGAGCGUUGUUUGAUUCUUUUGAGAAUCGAAUGCACGAUGAGUGCUUGGAUGGAACCCGAGUUGAAUUACUACAAGAGGUUGAAGGAUGGAUCGAUCUCCCUCAGGGAAAAUCUAUGUUUUGGCUCAAUGGAAUGGCUGGAACUGGGAAAUCUACCAUUUCUCGAACACUUGCAACCCGUCUGAGUCAAAGAAGGGAGCUUGGAGGGAGCUUCUUUUUCAAGCGAGGCGAAGAAGACCGAGGAAACCCCAAAAGAUUAUUCACAACUCUUGCGCAACAGUUGCUCAAUAGCAUCCCCGAAUUGAUUGAUGGGAUCAAACGGGCGAUUGAAGAGGAUCCAUAUAUCUCCGAAAAGGCGCUGGGAGAACAAUUUGACAAACUAAUUUUGCAGCCAGUCCUUGCUGUGAAGUUAGACCGAACGAUAAAGAGGGUGAUUGUGAUUGAUGCGUUGGAUGAAUGUGAAUCGAAUAACAGCGAAGAUAUACGAAUCAUUCUUGCACUCCUAUCACAACUCCAAAAGUCAACAUCCGUUCAGCUACGAUUUUUCUUAACCAGUCGACCAGAACUGCCGAUCAGACUGGGGUUCGAUAAAAUACAAGGAAAACAUCAAAACUUGGAUCUUCACAAAGUUCAGGCGUCAGAAAUUACACGGGACUUGGCUUUAUUCCUGGAGCACAAAUUUUCCAAAAUAUGCGAUGAUCGUGGGCUCCCGCCAACCUGGCCUGGAGAGGCGGCAUUACAAGUUCUCCUUGCCCGCACCGUACCAUUGUUUAUUUCUGCUGCAACUCUCUGUCGGUUUAUCGGUGACUCAAGUUGGGACCCAAACAAGCGGUUGAUGAUGAUUCUGACAGAUCGAUUUGCCUAUGUGUCCAAGCUGGAGAGUACCUAUCUCCCCGUCUUGACACAACUUCUUUUGGGGCAAGAUAAAUGGGAGACACAGCAGCUGAUUGAGGAGUUCAAAAACAUUGUUGGUGUCAUAAUUGUUGUCGCAACUCCACUCUCCGUCGACACAAUUUCCCAACUCGUUGAUACACCUGUAAGUGACAUUACCCAGCGACUAGACCGUCUACAUUCUGUCCUCAAUGUGCCGAAAGAUAAAUCAAUCCCCGUUCGUCUACUGCAUCUCUCCUUUCGAGACUUUCUUUCGGAUCAAAAGACAAAAGAAAGUGAAGCUAGUGCAAAAUUCUGGAUCGAUGAGAGAGAAAUGCAUCAACUCUUGGCUAGCAAGUGCCUUAAAACCAUGUCGAAGAGUCUGAAAAGGAACAUUUGCAAUCUUCCGACAUAUGGAACUGCACGCAGUGAGAUUGAUUUGCAUUGCAAGAGCCGGUGUAUUCCUCAGGCACUGAGAUACGCAUGUCACUAUUGGGAAUAUCAUGUCAUGCAAAGCAAGGGAAACAAAUCAACCAUUCCUGAAUCAACGGUGCAGGCCAUCUAUUCGUUUUUGACGGUUCACUUUCUGCACUGGGUUGAAGUCAUGAUAAUUUUGGGGCUUGGGAGUGAAGUUACAAAAAUUGUCGACCGAUUACAAACGAUUUUGAAGGUACGCUUUCCCAUAUGUGAUUUUACUCAUGGGUACAUCUAUACUAACACCUCUCAGGACGUCCCAACAUCCAAAUUUCUGAAAGAAGCAAAACAAUUCCUCUCGGCUAAUCGACAGGUUUGCGAUACUACACCCUUACAGUUAUAUUACUCGGGGCUUGUUUUUGCACCUAGAAUGGCAACUAUGCGGAAACUGUUUCAGAAAGAACUUCCAAAAUGGAUCUCCAGAUUUCCAGAAGUUGAGGAGAAUUGGAGCACACACUUGCAAACUUUUGAGGGCCAUACGGAUUCAGUAGUGUCUGUGGCCUUCUCUCCAAGCGGUCAACUACUAGCCUCCUGCUCUGACGACGAAACUGUAAAUCUUUGGGACUCCUCUACCGGAAUGUUACAACAAAGCUUCAAAAAUGGUUCAUAUUCAGUAGCCUUUUCCCCUGAUAGGCGGCUCCUGGCAUCUGGAUCGGAUGAGGCUAUCCAUAUCUGGGAUACGGCGACAGGAAUUCUGGAGAAAACACUUGAUGGAUAUUCAAGUUCAGUUGUAUUCUCCCCAGAUGGCCGGCUACUGGCAUCAAGCUCUGGCGAGAGCAUUGUCCUCUGGGAUGUUGCAACUAGUACUGUACGGAAGACAUUCGAAGACUGUUCCAGUCCAGUGGUCUUUUCACCUAAUGGGCGAUUAUUGUCGUCCCUGUCCGAUGACUGUCUUUGCUUCUGGGACAUUGAUACGGGGGAAAUCCACGCUACAAUUGAUUGCCCUUCAGAAUCAGUUACAUUUUUAUCCGAUGGCAAACUCAUAGCCUUUGCUUCAGAUAAUGAUGUACAACUCUGGGAUAUCACCACUGGCAUACUACAACUUACAUUUGAGGGACACACAGAUCGAGUUCUCUCGGUAGCCUUUUCUACAAAUGGCUUGCUGGCCUCCGGUUCUCGUGAUGAAUCUGUCCGCUUAUGGGAUAUUGCGACGGGGAUAAGCCAGGUUCUUAGGGGUCAUGCAGAAUGGGUCAAGUCCGUGGCCUUUUCCCCGAAUGGCCAAAAUCUAGCGUCCGGCUCCAAUGAUUCAACUAUCCGACUUUGGGAUACCCCUACAGGCAAAUUGCAGCAAAUUCAGAGCCCGAACCAACAUUCUGGUUGGGUCAUCUCAGCCGUAUUUUCUCACAAUGGUGAACUUUUAGCAACAAGUUCUAUUGAUGAGACCGUGCGCCUCUGGGACACGUCCAAGGGCUCAUUACUACAUAUAUUUGACGGACAUUCCAACCUUGGAGCAGGGCUGACUUUCUCUCCUGACAACUCCAUGCUGGCAUUUUGUUGUGACGAUGGGUCUACAUGGCUUUGGAACACUGCAAGCGGGAAUCUACAUCACACGCUACAAGGUCCAUCAGAUUAUAUUAGCUUCCUGGUUUUCUCUUUCGAUGGCACACUGCUCGCAGUUGUUCCUCGCAACAACACUAUACAGCUUUGGGAUACAGUCAGCGGUGAGCUACAGCGCACCUUCAUGGAGCAUCCACAUAAUAGUGUUAUCACCGCAGUCGCCUUCUCACCUAGCAGCUUUUCCGUCGUUUCUGGCUCCACCCACAGGGAUCCAAUUGUCUGGGAUACUAGUAAUCGGUCUUCGAUUGUUUCGCUUCAGGGCCACCAUGAUGGAAUCCAAUCAGUAAGUUUCUCUCCAGAUGGAAGGCUGGUGGCAUCUGGAUCCUGGGAUUGCACCAUAAUUAUAUGGCAAUCCGCCACGGGAUCAUUUUUGUGGAGGCUGAAGGGGCACUCUGAUGUUAUUCGAUUGCUUCUUUUCCCACCCGAUGGCAAAGAACUGGUAUCUACCUCUACCGAUGGAACUGUGCGACUCUGGAAUGUCGGAACAGGGCAGUUAGUACACACUGUUCACACCAAUGGGCUAGCUGAUCGAGUCGAAUUCUCUGACGAUCUCUUACAUCUCAAGACCAAUCUCGGAUCUAUCUCAAUACCUUCCAAAUACGAUGGUGUCACCACUUCUGCCAAAAAGACAGCGGAAAUACGACUUGAGGAGACUGUGUGGGUCUCCCUACAUGGCAAGAGAUCUCUCUGGCUUCCUCUUGAGUACCGAGCAUCGUGCUCCAAAGUCAGAGACAAUUGUCUGGUCGUUGGAACUUCAUCUGGGCGCGUUCUGUUCAUGGAUUUUAUCUUGGACUAG
Penicillium verhagenii is the source of this 4638-nucleotide messenger RNA. RefSeq lists its product as uncharacterized. The coding region runs from base 1 to 4638 and encodes 1545 amino acids. The record is from RefSeq and is a predicted model, not a curated record. Lineage: Eukaryota; Fungi; Ascomycota; Eurotiomycetes; Eurotiales; Aspergillaceae. The transcript has 5 exons. Gene Ontology annotation, molecular function: protein binding; catalytic activity. Gene Ontology annotation, biological process: nucleoside metabolic process.